GUCGGGGCCUAGGUCCCGCCCCUCCGACGCGCAGGCCCCGCCUCCACCCUCCCCCUCCAUGGCGCCGCCCGGGCUCAUUCAUUCCGCGCCAGGCCUGCCAGACACCUGCUUUCUCUUUCAGUCGUUCGCCGACGCCGCCAGCAUGUCGGGCCCCGCCGCGGAGACCCCGUCCGCCAUCCAGAUCUGCCGACUCUCAUACGGAUGGACUCAUACGCUUAGCGCUGUGCUUGUGAGCACCACUGCUGUGCCUGCAGGGCUCGCUGCUGUUGCAUCCAUUACCUGCAAUAUGUUUCUCUCUUCACCUGUCAGCGAACAUCCGGGGUCUUUCCGGCUCUUGGCGAUUUGUGAAUACAGUUCACAAAUGCAGAUUUCAAAACUUCCAGGACACCAUCGAGGAAACUUGAACACACUUCCUGGGAUCAUGAGGCCGGAUGAUGCCAAUGUGGCUGGCAAUGUCCACGGUGGAACCAUCCUGAAGAUGAUCGAGGAGGCAGGGGCCAUCAUCAGCACCCGGCACUGUAACAGCCAGAAUGGGGAGCGCUGCGUGGCCGCCCUGGCCCGGGUCGAGCGCACCGACUUCCUGUCGCCCAUGUGCAUCGGGGAGGUGGCGCACGUCAGCGCGGAGAUCACCUAUACCUCCAAGCACUCCGUGGAAGUCCAGGUCAACGUGAUGUCUGAAAACAUCCUCACAGGAACUAAAAAGCUGACCAACAAGGCCACCCUGUGGUACGUGCCCCUGUCACUGAAGAACGUGGACAAGGUCCUGGAGGUGCCUCCAGUCGUGUAUUCCCGACAGGAGCAGGAGGAGGAGGGCCGGAAGCGGUACGAGGCCCAGAAGCUGGAGCGCAUGGAGACCAAGUGGAGAAACGGAGACAUCGUGCAGCCCGUCCCGAACCCAGAGCCGAACACGGUCAGCUACAGCCAGUCCAGCUUGAUCCACCUGGUGGGGCCUUCCGACUGCACCCUGCACGGCUUCGUGCACGGAGGUGUCACCAUGAAGCUCAUGGACGAGGUGGCUGGGAUCGUGGCCGCACGUCACUGCAAGACCAACAUAGUCACCGCUUCUGUGGACGCCAUUAACUUCCAUGACAAGAUCAGAAAAGGGUGCGUCAUCACCAUCUCCGGGCGCAUGACCUUCACGAGCAACAAGUCCAUGGAAAUCGAGGUGUUGGUGGACGCCGACCCCGUGGUGGACAACUCGCAGAAGCGCUACCGGGCAGCCAGCGCCUUCUUCACCUACGUGUCCCUGAGCCAGGAGGGCAAGUCGCUGCCCGUGCCCCAGCUCGUGCCCGAGACCGAGGACGAGAAGAAGCGCUUUGAGGAAGGCAAAGGGCGGUACCUGCAGAUGAAGGCAAAACGGCAGGGCCAGGCGGAGCCCCAGCCCUAGGCGCCCCUUCCCGCGCCAGGUCUGCGGUGGCCCCGGUGUCUGGUCACUUAGAAUUUACCCCCUUGGCCAAAAACCCAAUUCACAUUGAGAGCUGGUGUUGUGUGAAGUGUUCGUCUUGCAGUGUUAACCUGUGCUCUCCUGAAAACCUACACACCAAAGCUUUAUUUAUACCACUCCAGUGUCGUCCCUCCCGCUGGAGGCACUCCCGAGGGAAUGCUCGCGUGCACGGUGUGUACAGAAUCCAGCGUCACUAAUAAAGCUGCUGUUUGACUGGA
Molecule: messenger RNA, 1662 nt
Organism: Panthera uncia (snow leopard)
Lineage: Eukaryota; Metazoa; Chordata; Mammalia; Carnivora; Felidae
Gene: ACOT7
Product: acyl-CoA thioesterase 7
Exons: 10
Coding region: 59-1387 (442 amino acids)
Biological process (GO): acyl-CoA metabolic process; palmitic acid biosynthetic process
Cellular component (GO): cytosol; extracellular exosome; nucleoplasm
Molecular function (GO): long-chain fatty acyl-CoA binding
Source: RefSeq, a predicted model, not a curated record